Molecule: messenger RNA, 2178 nt
Organism: Gekko japonicus
Lineage: Eukaryota; Metazoa; Chordata; Lepidosauria; Squamata; Gekkonidae
Gene: TECR
Product: trans-2,3-enoyl-CoA reductase
Exons: 12
Coding region: 242-1276 (344 amino acids)
Biological process (GO): very long-chain fatty acid biosynthetic process
Molecular function (GO): oxidoreductase activity, acting on the CH-CH group of donors
Source: RefSeq, a predicted model, not a curated record
UGCUGAAGAGACUAGAAGGGAACCCAUUCUCUGUGCUGCACUGGUUCCCGCUUAAUAAGCUGAGCUUGGAGCCUCUGCCUCAGGAGUUAUUUUUCAAGUUGCAGGACAAGUUGCUCCUCCUGAGAAGUAACCUCCCUCGCUGAUCAGGAGUGGCCUAUGUGUGGAGCUCAGACACAGUGGGCAAAACUGUGGUCGUGAUCCUAGCCACACCCCUGGGGGAAUUGCUGCUGUGCAGAGAGGCAUGGAUGGGAGUUUGGUGUCUGUUGAGGGGGGUCACCCCCCACAAAGGAAUGUUAAUGGUGUAGGACCCAAGGGCUCUACCAAGACUACUAAGAAAUCUAAAAAAGCUGUUCUUUUCUUUGAGGUGGAGAUCCUUGAUGCCAAGACCCGGGAAAAGCUGUGCUUCCUGGACAAGGUGGAACCCAAUGCCACCAUAGCAGAGAUUAAAAGCCUCUUUACUAAAUCACAUCCUCAGUGGUAUCCGGCUCGGCAGUCUCUACGACUGGAUCCUAAGGGGAGAUCCCUAAAAGAUGAAGAUAUCCUUCAGAACUUGCCAGUGGGCACGACAGCAACACUGUAUUUCCGGGACCUGGGAGCUCAAAUCAGCUGGGUGACUGUCUUUCUCACGGAAUACGCUGGGCCCCUGUCAAUCUACUUGCUCUUUUACUUCCGGGUUCCUUUCAUCUAUGGCCCCAAGUAUGACUUCACCUCCAGCAAAUACUCUGUUGUACACCUAGCCUGUAUCUGCCAUUCUUUCCAUUAUAUCAAGCGCCUCUUGGAGACCCUCUUUGUCCAUAGGUUCUCCCAUGGGACAAUGCCUUUGCGUAACAUCUUCAAGAACUGCACUUACUACUGGGGCUUUGCUGCCUGGAUGGCAUACUACAUCAAUCAUCCUUUGUAUACUCCACCUGCAUAUGGACAUGAGCAAGUGAAACUGGCACUCAUCAUAUUCCUGUUCUGUCAGCUUGGAAAUUUCUCAAUUCACAUUGCUCUGCGGAACCUGCGCCCUGCUGGUUCCAAGACGAGGAAGAUCCCAUAUCCUACCAAGAACCCAUUCACAUGGCUUUUCUUGCUGGUUUCCUGUCCUAACUACACCUACGAGGUGGGAUCCUGGAUUGGAUUUGCCAUUAUGACUCAGUGCCUUCCAGUGGCUCUGUUUUCCCUAGUCGGCUUUAUUCAGAUGACCAUCUGGGCAAAGGGGAAGCACCGAAGCUACCUGAAGGAGUUCCGGGAUUACCCACCGCUGCGCUCACCUAUUAUCCCCUUCCUGCUUUAAGAUGGGGGCAGUUGCUUCUAGAUCUGGGCUGGUGCCGUUUUUUAAAAAACUUUGUGAGCAGCUGUUGGGGUCUAAAGUGGGAUUUUCUCUGGCUGUCUGCUCUAUGAUCUAAGAAUGAAGCUGUACGGAUUCUUUGCUUGCGUAAACUUACUGGGUCCCCCACGGCAUAUCUGUGUUCUUAUCCCCAUUUUAAAGCUUUCCUGAGCUUGGGAUCUACCUUCCAUGCACAGCACUGUAAAGCCAAACGCUGCAGCAGAGACCAAAGGCCCUGAGAGAGCAGUCUAAAUUUGCAGCAAACCAACACCAAAACAGCUGCUGUGGAUCUAAUUCUGCAUACAUAGGUGCCGAAGGCUGAAUCUAGGUAGCUGGAGCUUGACUCAAGGAGAUGACUUCUGCCAGUGCAGCCUCUGGGCACCAGACCUUUGCUGUACUUCUCCUCAUGCUAACAGGGGUAGCCUGCCUCUUAGCUCAGCUUUGUGCAUCUCCCCAGCUAAACGCGCCCUCUUGUGGUAAUUAUUGGUAUAGCGCAUACCCAACACAGCCUGUCUCUAUCUCAAAAGCGUCUGUAAGAUUUUUGAGAGACCCACUAUGAGGCUCUGUCUUCCUGUUUUACGCAGCAUGGUCCUGUGAAUCCUAUGGGCCUGGCUCCCGGAACAGCAGUGGUACUUGCAGCCCAAAUCUUAAAGCAGCUCCACUGAGAUGGUAGGAGCAACUUCAGUGUAGUCCGGAUUGCACAUGGGAGGCAUUAAGCUGCAAACCUGGGGCAAGGGAGAUGGCAAGAGACUCCUGUGCUAGGAUUAUGUUCUGGGAGCAGCUGGGGCUGUCCUUCCACUCAGCAUGCAAGCUGGCAGUAUUAGUUUUAAGUGGAAAUGCCUCCCUUUGAACUCCACUCAGCACUGAGA